Messenger RNA from Sinocyclocheilus anshuiensis, 1087 nucleotides. Its product is annotated as microtubule-actin cross-linking factor 1-like. NCBI's taxonomy places the organism in Eukaryota, Metazoa, Chordata, Actinopteri, Cypriniformes, Cyprinidae. Bases 155 to 1087 code for a protein of 310 amino acids. Gene Ontology annotation, molecular function: protein binding. The transcript is spliced from 10 exons. The record is from RefSeq and is a predicted model, not a curated record.
UGUCUGCCGGGUCGGUGCAAAAAACACGGACCGAGAGUCAGUGUUUCUGUGGCCGGCUGAGAGGCGUGUUUGUCGGGAUUGAGAGCCGGCGCAUCCCCGCCUCUGUCACCCUGCGUGCGGUAACGGGCACUGCCGUUAUACGCCCCCUGGCGAGAUGUCUUCCUCGGACGAGGAGAGCCUGAGUGAACGUUCGUGUGUGAGCGAGCGUUCGUUCCGCAGUGAGAGGUCCGGGGGCUCUCUCUCGCCCUGCGCCCACAGCACAGCCGGGCCCAAAGGGGACACUCUGCCAUGGAACCUAUCCAAACAUGAGAGACGCAAGCGCAAGAGCCAAGACUCAGUGCUGGACCCCGCGGAGAGGGCAGUUGUGCGAGUCGCAGAUGAACGAGACAGGGUGCAGAAGAAAACUUUCACAAAAUGGGUCAACAAACAUCUCAUAAAGGUGCGGAAGCACAUCACAGACCUGUAUGAGGAUCUAAGGGAUGGGCAUAACCUCAUUUCCCUGCUUGAGGUGCUGUCUGGCGUCACAUUGCACAAGGGCACGUCAACUCUGCGGAGAACGUCUGUGUCACGCGCACUCCCACUCAUCCUGCUGGGUGGGGAGGAUGAGGAGGAUGGAGCUCAGGGACCCAGGGAAAAGGGUCGCAUGCGAUUUCACCGACUCCAGAAUGUGCAGAUCGCCUUAGACUUCCUUAAGCAGAGACAGGUCAAAUUAGUGAAUAUACGCAAUGACGACAUCACAGAUGGGAACCCAAAGCUGACACUGGGACUGAUCUGGACCAUCAUCCUUCACUUCCAGGAUAAAGCUGAUAAAUGUGUGCCGGUCUCUGUCAGUAAACAGAAAUUUACCCCAUCUCAGUUACACUCACCAGGCAUCAGAGCAGGGAGGGAGGGAGGGAUGAGCACGUGGAUAGGAGGAAAGAGCGAGGAGGUGGGAGAGAGGGAGGAGGAGGAAGCUAAAACAGCAGCAGCGUAUUCAGUGAAGCUGCAGCAGACUGUAGAUGAAGCUCUUUUUUCCACUGGUGCCUACCAGUUAGAGCAGAGGAGCUACCCAGCAACUGAGAAGAGGACACAUAAUCGGGAUCGCUGA